AUGAAACAGAGAUGCUUAUUGGAUGAUAAAACUUCAUGGAUCAACUCAACAACGAUCUCCAGCCACCAAUAUCUGCCACCACCUCCAGCCGGACAUCCAAAACUUUUGAAUCCUCUGAGGCCGGUUGUGAGAAUCCAUCUCGGUGGAACAAAUGUCAAGGUUCCACAAUCAAUUCCCGUCGUCCUCUCCUUCAACAACCUCACUUGCAGCGUCAAAGUCCGUCCAAAAUUUCGAGUGGCACUACCCCGCUGCCGGUUUCAACGCAUUGUUGAUGUUGCUGCGAUGCAUCUUCAGGUUGGUGGAGAGAGUUCAUUAAAGACUACCAAAACACUCAAUGACACAUCCGGCGAGGCGCGCAGCGGUGAGAGUUUAGCUGUUCUUGGCGCUAGCGGAUCAGGAAAGUCAACACUCAUCGAUGCUCUCGCAAACAGGAUUGCCGAAGGAAGCUUAAAAGGAAAAAAGACCCUAAAUGGCAGAGUUUUGAAGUCGAGAAUGCUAAAAGCGAUAUCAACUUAUAUCAUGCAAGAUGAUGUGUUAUUUCCGAUGCCAACUGUUGAAGAAACUCUCAUGAAUGCUGCCAGGACCAUCAUAGGAGAUGAAAAACAUAGAGGUGUAUCUGGAGAAGAACGGCGUCGUGUCUCCACUGGCAUUGAUAUAAUUCAUGAUCCAAUAAUUGUUUUUCUUAAUGAACCAACGACGGGUUUGGAUUCCACAAGUGCGUGUAUGGCUGUGAAGGUUUUGGAAAGGAUAGCAAAAAGAGGGAGUAUUGUUAUUAUAUCCAUACUCCGGCCCAGUUAUCGGAUUCUUGGGUUACUAGAUCGGUUGAUACUCUUGUCACGGGGACAAACUGUUUAUAGUGGCUCUCCGAGGAAUUUGUCAUUGUUCUUUGCGGAUUCCGGGUAUCCAACACCGGAAAAUGAGAACCAGGCAGAGUUUGCAUUGGAUCUUGUAAGAGAGUUUGAAGAGUCACCAGGAGGGACUGAGAGUUUGGUCGAAUUUAACAAGUUAUGGCAGAAUUUGAUGCGUUCAAGAAAUGGUGCUGAUGAGCAAGACCUGCACGGUUUGUCACCUAAAGAAGCUAUUAGUGCAAGUGUUUGUAAAGGGCAAUUGGUGUCUGAUGCUGUUCAUAAUGAUGCUAUAAUUUCCAACUCAAUGCUACCAACGUAUGCAAAUCCAUUUUGGAAAGAGGUAGCAGUUUUGUCAAAAAGAUUGUUUACAAAUUCAUUAAGGAUGCCGAAAUUGUUUGGGAUUCGUUUGGCAACAGUUAUUCUUCUUGGAUUUGUUUUAGGAACAAUGUUUUGGCAGCUUGACAAUUCACCAAUGGGAGUGGAAGAACGACUUGGGUUUAUCUCUUUUCCCAUGGUAACUGCUUUCUUCCUUUGUGGUGAUGUAAUUCCAGUUUUCCUCCAACAAAGGAAUAUUUUUAUGAGAGAAACUGCUCAUGAUACUUACAGAAGAUCAUCUUAUGUGAUAUCUCGUGCACUUCGUUUUGUGACCACACGUUGGGCUGUUGGGCUUGAUGGCGGUCUUCCAGGAUUCUUGUUUUACUUUUUGAUGAAUUUUGCUUCGUUUUGGGCUGGAAGUUCUCUCGUGACAUUUCUAUCCGGGGUUGUGGCUCAAGUCAUUGCUGGUUAUAUCAUAGUUGUUGCUCUUUCAGCAUAUUUCAACCUUUUUGGUGGCUACUUUAUAACCAUUGAUCGAAUCUUUCAUCACUUGUCACUGGUGAAAUACCCUUAUCAAGCUGUUUUGCAGAAUGAAGUUCAAGAUCCAACCAAGUGCUUUACAAGGGGCGUUCAGAUUUUUUACAACAUGGGUCCACUCAAGUAA
This is a messenger RNA of Dovyalis caffra, 1827 nucleotides long. The record is from the annotation of a GenBank genome assembly. NCBI's taxonomy places the organism in Eukaryota, Viridiplantae, Streptophyta, Magnoliopsida, Malpighiales, Salicaceae.